Molecule: messenger RNA, 3522 nt
Organism: Phalacrocorax carbo (great cormorant)
Lineage: Eukaryota; Metazoa; Chordata; Aves; Suliformes; Phalacrocoracidae
Source: RefSeq, a predicted model, not a curated record
GGGGCAGAGCGGCUCGGUGAGGUCGCACACCGCCAGGCUCCGCAGCCGCGGCAGUGCCUUCCCGCGGCCCCCCCGCCAGCGGCGGACACCGGAGGGGUGCUGUGGGUGGGUCCUCCCUUCCCGUCCCAAUCUUCUCCUCCCGCUUCCCCCGCCGCGGGGGAGACGAGGCUGGAGGGGAAAGAAAGCGCUCCCCAGGGCUAGGCAGCAGCCCGCCGGGGCGGAGGGAGGCGGCGGGGGUCCGGCGGAGCCCCCCGGCAGUGCCUGCGGGGCGGGAGGGCGCCGGGAGGGGAGAGGCUGGGGAGCAUCUCCGAGCCGGGGCUGACUCUCCAGGAGCGAGGGAGGGACGGAGAGAGAGAGGGAGAAACUACCGCCUCUCUGCUCUACUCCCAUCCCCAAAUUUCAAGGGGUGGGGUGGGGAGAAGGGGAAUAGAGGACCUAAGCCGGGACCUCCCAGCGGGAGCGAUUGAAAAGGAGCCAAAGCAGGCGUCGGGGAGGGGGAAGCGACAUCCCGAGGAAAGUCCCCCUCCUCCGCUCGCCGGAGCCGCUCCGCGCCCGCCGCCCUCUCAGGAUGUGGGUGCCGCUGCUGCUGCUGCUGCCGGAGCUGCUCCCCGCCGUGCCGGCCCAGAAGCUCUCCGCCCUCACGUUUUUGAGAGUGGACCAAGACAAAGACAGAGAAUGCAGCCUGGACUGUGCAGGUUCCCCGCAGAAAUCACUCUGUGCAUCUGAUGGAAGAACUUUUCUGUCCCGGUGUGAAUUUCAACGAGCAAAAUGCAAAGACCCUCAGCUGGAAAUAGCCUACCGGGGCAACUGCAAAGAUGUUUCCAGAUGUGUGGCUGAGAGGAAGUAUACCCAGGAACAAGCUCGCAAGGAAUUUCAACAAGUGUUCAUCCCGGAAUGCAAUGACGAUGGCACAUAUAGUCAGGUUCAGUGCCAUAGUUACACUGGAUACUGCUGGUGUGUCACUCCCAACGGUCGCCCUAUCAGUGGUACUGCUGUGGCCCACAAAACUCCCCGGUGCCCAGGUUCAGUGAGUGAGAAGCUGCCACAACGAGAAGGUGCCGGAAAAACAGUCUCCUUGCAAAUCUUUUCCAUUCUGAAUUCAGAUGAUGCCUCAGCUCCCGCGCUGGAGACUCAGCCUCAAGGUGAUGAAGAAGAUAUAGCUUCUCGCUAUCCUACGUUAUGGACUGAGCAAGUAAAGAGUAGACAAAACAAAACCAAUAAAAGCUCAGCAUCAUCAUGUGAUCAAGAGCUUCAGUCAGCCCUGGAGGAAGCGAAGCAGCCCCAGAAAGACAAUGUGUUCAUUCCAGAGUGUGCUCAGGGCGGCCUCUACAAACCGGUGCAGUGCCAUCCUUCCACGGGCUACUGCUGGUGCGUUCUGGUGGAUACGGGACGUCCCAUCCCUGGUACAUCAACGAGGUAUGAACAACCUAAGUGUGAUAACGGUGCCAGAGCUCACCCAGCAAAAACAAAGGAUUUGUACAAAGGACGCCAGCUUCAAGGUUGUCCUGGGGCCAAGAAGAAUGAGUUCCUGACUAGUGUUUUGGAUGCAUUGUCCACGGACAUGGUGCACGCAGUUUCUGAUCCAUCGCUGUCCUCUAGCCGGGUUUCAGAGCCUGAUCCAAAUCACACUCUGGAAGAGAGAGUGGUCCAUUGGUAUUUCAAACAGCUAGAUAAAAAUUCCAGCGGUGACAUUGGCAAGAAAGAAAUCAAGCCAUUUAAGAGAUUCCUAAGAAAGAAAUCAAAACCCAAAAAAUGUGUGAAGAAGUUUGUGGAAUACUGUGACGUGAACAACGAUAAGUCGUUAUCCGUUCAAGAAUUAAUGGGCUGCUUGGGAGUAACAAAAGAAGAAGGUAAAGCAGAAACAAAGAAACGCCAUACAGCCCCUAAAACCAACACUGAGAGCACUUCAUCCAGCCGGCAGCAAGGUUCUAAGAAGCAGGGGUGAACAGCUUACUGAUCCAAGGCAGAUCUCUUUGACAUGUGGGAGAUUUCCUCACCAAAAGGCAAUAAAAACAACUGUAGUAUUUGCACUUUGUACUUAAAAAUGUAAAUUCACUUUGUAGAAAUGAAAUAUUUAAACAGACUUUUUUUUUUUUAAUCUGUGAAAAUGUAAUGGCUAGUUUUGAAAAAUUAUCACAUACAAUGUAUGUGCAUUCUUUUGUUUUCUGAAAUAUGUAAAACGUGUUGGAGAUGUAAAAGUUUGCAUUUAAACCAUCAUUUUUUUUUUUUUUUUAAAAUAGCUUUUUGGCAAACAGUAGCAUAAAAACCUGAUUCUAUGUAUUUUGGUCUCAAUAGUAUGCCUUGUUUUUCUUAAUCAAUACUGUCAUUUAAGUAGAGUUAUGCUGAAAAGUCUACUGUAUUCUCAGUUUUGUCCAAGCAGUGUUGGCUGUUGCAGGUUUGCAGGACCGAGGGAAGAGUGUAACUUGCUGUUUACUUGGUUUUGCAGUUUUUAACCGAACAGAUUUUUCAUCUAUGGCAAUACUUUAUUUCAUUUUGUUUAUAUUGUUCUUAUUUUGCUUCCCAAAGACGAUGCAAUGAGAGUGCAACCACUAAUGGAUUCAAAACAGUUCUUCUGCAGGUGGGGUAGUUGUAGAACCCCUGUUUGUUUUCACUUGGGUUAUUAAUGCAACAAACCAGCAAGGGGUAAGGUGGAUUGUAAUGUCACUCCAGUCUGGUUCAGCCUGGUCCUAAAAGCAUGGUUCUGUGGCCACUGCAAAACAGCAGCAGAGUUGAUAUGGGUCAGAAUUGUAAAUCUAACUAUAAGGAGAUAAGGAAGUCUAAACAGACCGUCCCACCUUUCCUUCCCUACACCUGGCUGCCCCCAUCAAUUCUUUGGUUUGCCUCGGGGUCCACCAGAGGUAAAGCUCAACAAAUUACAAACAGUUGCCGUCGGGAGGGGCUGCUCACGCUGCCGCUCCCCGAGGCUUUUUCCUUGCCGUCUGCAAGAACUUCUCACGAGUUUUCAUACCUUCUCUGUCAGCUUUCCUCCCAGUGCUUUUUUGUAUGUGUGCCUGAGGGGAAUAAGAACUUGUGGAUGUCAAGUUAGAGCUGGGGACCCAAAUAAAAAAGGUUCAGUUCUUGAACAACUGUGAGUUACAAGCAGCUGGGCUGAUCGAUGCAGUGGUAGGUGGGCUGCUGGCAUCUCGGAGCUGACAUGAAAAGGCAGGAAUGUUGCAACAAGCAGUGAUUUAAUUCUGGUUUGUUUAAAUAACGUGUGGGAUCUGACAUGUGACUAGCUAAUCGGAAUAGCACCCUGGCUUGGGCUUGUAGCUGGAAAAGCUUUUUUUGCAAAUAAAAAUGUUUCAUUUCCAUGUCAACAUAUGCUGAAGUGAUAGGAAACACUGUAUGCGGUGGAAUUGUACCCCAGAAAUUGUGUACUCUAAGCUUUGGCAGCGGGAGGAACCAAGAUGCAACUGUGUGUUAUCUUGUAUUUUUGUUUUAAAAAGUUUUUGUUAUUCUUUUAUACUGCUAAACUUUGAAUUUAAUCUUCUUUAUAGAUUAAAAGAUCAGUAUGUUAUCAAA